UUUCUCACGUGUUUUGGUGAAGCAGUCAAUCAGUCAAUGGUAAACAAUACACAACACAUCCAUUGAUCCGUUGAUCACCACAAUUAGAUCCCAAACCCAAACCAAAGAGUUGCCACACAUUCCCUCAGACACUGACGACACCGUCGAUCACCCGAAGGGACACCGGAAUGGAGAUAAUUGUCGGCACGUAUGAAGAGUUUCUCAUUGGAUACCAACUGAAACGUCUUGACGACGGCUAUGCGUUGGAGCAGACCUUCACAGACAGAGCCCACUGCGGAAGCGUUCGGUGCGUUACGGCCACCGCCAAGACAUUGGUCAGCGGCAGUACCGAUGAGGCGAUACACAUAUACAACAUGUCCCGCCGUUCAGACGCCGGCACUCUUCAGCAACACUCGGGAACCGUUACUCAAUUGGAGUUCUUUAAGACCACUCACCUGUUCUCGGCCUCCGAAGACGGCACUGUCUGCGUGUGGGACACGAGGACCUGGCAGUGCGAGAAGACACUGCGCGGCCAUAAGGACGCCGUCACCGCUCUCAGUGUCCACCCGUCGGGC
Medioppia subpectinata is the source of this 554-nucleotide messenger RNA. The record is from the annotation of a GenBank genome assembly. NCBI's taxonomy places the organism in Eukaryota, Metazoa, Arthropoda, Arachnida, Sarcoptiformes, Oppiidae.